UCUUCACAUGGUAUCAAGAGCAUAGGUAAAACCUAUUUUUUUCCGUUUCUUCUCUUCCUCAAUCGUCGUCUCUUGCUUUCUGUCGAGAUGGCAUCUGCUGCAGCAACGACCACCACAGCUAGCGCAGGCCUUGGAGUUCCGUCUUCAACAAUCGGCGCACCGGUCAUUCCAGGUUCGCAGCCGUUUUCAACCUCUUCCAUCGGCACACCAGUUCUCAUGCCGUCCAGCGCUGCUAUCGCAUCUUCUUCAUUCGCCUCACCAUCACGAAGCACAGCGCCGUUCAGUCUCUUCCAGACUCUGCCUCCAGUUUUUUCAUGGUCCCCUCCGUCCCCUGUUCAAUCUGUCUCUUUGGAGCCACCGCCACAAUUUACAGCUCUGCCUCAGGUCUCGAUUCCGGCUUCUGUCCAAUUUUCGGGCCCCACUUUUGUGGGUUCCCCGGGAAUCUCUUCGUCCGGAACUGCUGCUAGACCUGCAUCGACGUCUUCUUCAUUCUCUCCCAUGGCAGAUUUAGCUCAAACAGUGUCUCAUGUGGCAACUAAUGUCACUAAUAUUGUGACCACGAAAUUACAGGCGGUUGAGGACUACACUACGUGGCGUACCCAGUUUGAAUCCUUUCUGGUCUCUCAAAAUCUUCUGGGAAUGGUUGAUGGUUCUGUUCAGGUACCCUCUGUUUAUUCCAUAGAUUUGUCCAAUCGUCCAAUUCCCAAUCCCGAGUACUCAUCAUGGUUGCGUAUUGAUCAAACUAUUCGUUCCUGGCUAUUUGCAACUUUGUCUCGUGAUGUGCUUAUUGAUGUUCGUGAUUUGAAACACUCUUUUGGGAUUUGGGAACGGUUGGAAUCCCGAUUUAUGUCUGCCAGUUUAGCCAGGUCUAUGGAAUUAAAACAUAUGUUGAACACUAUUAGGAAAAAGCCUGAACAAUCUAUGGACAGUUAUUUACGGGAAAUAAAAAUUUUGGUGGAUGAUCUUGCUUGUAUUAAUUGUCCUGUUUCUCAACUUGAUAUGCUGAAGGCUAUUAUUAUCGGUUUGGGGAAGGAUUAUGCCUCCAUGAUCAACACUAUUACUUUAUUCCCUCAACAUUUUCCCUUUGAAACACUACCCAACCAUCUCAUCGAGAUAGAGCAACGGGACAAAUAUUUCAACCAACAAGAAGCUUCCAUCACUCAUCAGGUGUUUGCAGUCCAGAACCAGCCGCAUCAAGUUUAGCAGCGUCCUCUCGCUCCUGCUGUUCGUGGUCGAGGUGGACGCGGUCGGGGCACGCGUGGCCGAGGGGGUCGCGGUCGGGGCAGGUACGGUCAGCAGUACGGCCAGCAGGGACCGCCACAUGGAUAUGCUGCUGCCCCGGUUCAUGCUGUUUGCAGUCUUAUACUUUCGUAUAAGACCUCCAUGGUCCACAAAAGCGAGAUCUCAUGAUUUCCUUGAUUUCGCUAUGAGUCUUUCGACCUUUUUAAUAACAAAAAAGCAAAGAAAAAUAGAGGGGUUUCAUUAUAAAAUACUUAGUAUUACAAAUAAAAACUCUUUGGACUAAAAUACAAUGGAUAAGUUUUACAGUUAGUAUGAUGUAAAAUUUAAAUACAAUACUAG
Messenger RNA from Cuscuta epithymum, 1581 nucleotides. NCBI's taxonomy places the organism in Eukaryota, Viridiplantae, Streptophyta, Magnoliopsida, Solanales, Convolvulaceae. The record is from the annotation of a GenBank genome assembly.